AGAUGAAUCGAAUUAAACUUGUCUCCUUAUGGACUAUAGUGAGGGGGUAAUGGGAAUCAAAUCGGAUCAUAUUCAUAGGCAGUUUAUGAAAACCGGCUUUCCGUAGAAUAUUUCACGACCGGCUUUUAUUACCCGGAUGCCGUCCGAGUCCGGACGGCAACCGAUAAAGAGGACCCCCACUCUUUAUCGGAACGCGUUAAAUGUGUUUUAUAUCGAAAUGUUUGUGGUGCUAAUUUGUUGUAUUGUUGCUCCUGUGAGCCGCUGGCGGUUGUGUGUCGCUCUGAUGUCAUUGGGGGACGUCGGUCUUGCUGUCACAGUCACGGUGGCGUUCAAUAGGAGGAAAAGUUCAGCAAUCUCUAACGUAAGUAAGAACGAUCGGGUUUCAGCUCCUAAAAACAAACGACCAGGAGCUCCCUUUCUCACUCACCGUUUUUCCCAGACAAGUUCCACCAUAGAAGUCGGUCCGAAAGGUCCGGGACGGCCGUACGGCGAUACGGCGCGGUCCUUCCGAAGUAUGGAAGACCCUUCAAGCUAAAGAGCGCGACGACGUUGACGGCAGUAUUCGCAUGAAAGUUUGCAGAUGAGGAGGUGAGAGAUCUGGACUUUAAAACAAACAAACAAACAAACAAACAAAAACAUCGUUCAACUCAUUACAAAAGAAAUCUCGGACGGCUGGAGAUCACGUUAAUUAUUAUAAUUAAUAACACGCACGUCAGAAAGCGCUAACGGCUCGAUGAGCCCCCCGAGGAGUGAUCUGCAGAGCCUGGGAAAAGAUUUCAGCCAUCAAACCCCGGUCGAUUCUAACAGGUCCACUGGGGUGUCCAGCUUUGCGAUCUCAUUUUCCCCUAUUUUUCCCAGGGUCAUGCUGUUCCUUCCAUCUGCUCUUGCUGCUUCUUCUUUGCUGGCACCGAUGCCCAGUGCUGCAGUGUGGUGGUUUAAUUGUCAAUUAGGAAGGUGACAGACAGGACGGCUUAGCUCCAAGGAAAGGCUGUAAACGGGUUUUGCAGGGAUCUCAUUUGACAUGCACACAGUAUGUUCAGGGGUAAUUGGGGAUGUAUUAUUGAUGGCGUGCCAUGUCUGUCAUCAGGGUUUUAUCCUUACAGCAGAUGAAGAGAUGCUCGGCACUUGUUUCGAUUGCCGUCCCCCGGAUUCAUAGUAAUAAAGUGUUAAAAAUGAUUCAGUACCAGCCGGAGGUCCUAGGUUUAACUGUUUGGCUAUAUUAAAACAUCUGGAGAACCACUUUUCCAGAUUGCUCGAGUAUACCCGACAUCAUACGCAAGCCUGUACUUUGAUGCCUGAGCGAUGAUGAUGAUGAUUUUUACCGAGUACACUAAUAAACAUGUCAGCGUAUGAAGCCGAGGGGCGUGUUUACUGAGGCGUAGCUGCAGUCCAGGAGACCGGAGCCUGAGCAGGAAAUCCUGCUGGCUCUCUUAGAUGUGGGAGCUGUUGCCAUGGCUUUGGCUCCCUCAGGAGUGGAAGCAGAGCCUUGUGACAAAAUUACCCGACCCAUCCGACACCUGUGGCACAUCUCCAGAAGAGCCUUGCCGGAAAAGGUCCCCUCGGAUAAGGCGGCAGCGUUUUGUAGACCGAACGUUAGGGCUACGAACUCGUACAAGCACGGCGGAAGCCUACCGACGAUCCGGAUUGCUUUUAGGACGUUCUGUUUAUGAAGGUUUUUGUUUUUUAUUCAUCUUGUACCAUCCGUUCGGUCUGGGGUUGUGUCUGUCGUUUGGCUUUCUGACUCGAGUUGAACCCGGCGCAGCGAGGAACGGAGUCGUCUGCUGUAAUUCAAUUGCUGGCCUCCACAUUUACAGUUUGAUUGAUGUUUGUUGAGGGACACACGGGUAUUACUAUAGCAACUGAGAAAGAUCGGCUGUCAGUUCUUGAUGAGUUCCACGAUUGAUUCUUUCUCCUAGCGUGUCAUCACCAGCUAUUCAUGAAACAUAGCCGGUUUGUACGAGAACUGGUACUCUUGAGUAGAUAUUUCCUCUCUGGCUCGACUUUCGGCAGGAAACGUUUGUCCGUGCCGUAUCUGGACCGUUGGGUGCGGCUUAGUGGGCGUGCGGGAGCCUCUGAAGGAUCCCGGGGUCACGAGGACAUUGCACAGAUGAGACCACCAGAUACAGCCCAACACAGGAAGCCGCUUUCAUAAUUAAGGAAAUUGUUCAUAAACGCGCUCAUUCCCCCUUUGCCUUGGGCUAGAUUUGUGUUCGUCAGUGCAGCGCUCUGGAUUGUGGAUCAGAGCGCAUUCACUGGUGAUGAACUACAUCUUUGGUGGGAAUGCGUUGUACUCUAGGGGGAGUCGUGGCGGGAGCACCAGCUCAGCCCAUGGCAGCUCGGUGGGACCGAGACUUCGUCAGUGGUCCAUGCGGAGCUCCUGCGAGGAGCCCGCCGAGCCCAAUCCAUCUCGCUGGCGCCGCAUCCUCAACAUCCUGACUCGCCUCAAUGCCUUCACUAACUGCGUCAUAGCAAGAGUCAACCAGCAGACAGAUGCCACCCCUCCCUCCACUCCCAUAAUCCCCGUGAUCCCAAUCUCGCCUGUCCCUGCGGAGGCCGCCGUCAUCCCUUCACCGACGUCACAGGCGAAUCCUCCUCCCGUCGUGGUGAAUACGGAAAGCCUGGAUUCAGCCCCAUAUGUGAACGGCACAGAAGCGGACUAUGAGUACGAGGAGAUUACGUUGGAGAGGGCAAAUUCCGGGCUGGGCUUCAGCAUCGCAGGUGGCACAGAUAACCCUCACAUUGGAGAAGACCCCAGCAUCUUCAUCACCAAAGUGAUCCCAGGGGGCGCCGCUGCUCAGGACGGGAGACUUCGCGUGAACGACGUCAUCCUGCGCGUCAACGAGGUGGACGUUCGGGAUGUGACCCACAGCAAGGCGGUGGAGGCGCUGAAGGAGGCCGGAUCGCUGGUCAGGCUGUAUGUCAGGAGGAGGAAAUCCGUCUCGGAGAAAAUCGUCGAGAUCAAACUGGUUAAAGGACCUAAAGGUCUUGGUUUCAGUAUAGCAGGCGGCGUAGGCAAUCAGCACAUACCGGGAGACAAUAGCAUCUACGUCACCAAGAUCAUCGAAGGAGGCGCCGCACACAAAGACGGCAGGCUGCAGAUCGGAGACAAACUCCUGGCUGUGAACAGUGCGUGUCUGGAGGAGGUGACCCACGAGAAUGCCGUGACUGCCUUGAAAAACACUACAGACGUGGUGUACCUGAAAGUGGCUAAACCCAACAGUGUCUUCAUGAACGACAGUUUCGCCCCUCCUGACGUCACGAACUCUUAUUCCCAGCACAUGGAGAACCAUAUCAACACCCCCAACUACCUGAACCAGCCGCUCCCGCCGUCCUCCUCUGGACGCUUCUCACCUACACCCAAGAGCCCAAACGGGGACGACGAAAUGCCGAGAGAGCCGAGGAAAGUGGUGCUACACCGUGGCGCCACAGGACUGGGCUUUAACAUCGUAGGUGGAGAGGACGGAGAGGGAAUUUUCAUCUCCUUCAUUCUAGCAGGAGGUCCUGCCGACCUGAGCGGAGAGCUGAGGAAAGGAGAUCGCCUCGUCUCGGUGAACGGAGUGGACCUACGCAGCGCUACUCACGAACAGGCAGCGGCUGCUCUCAAAAACGCCGGUCAGACCGUCACCAUCAUCGCCCACUUCAGACCAGAGGAGUACAGCCGUUUCGAAGCAAAGAUCCAUGACCUGCGGGAACAGAUGAUGAACAGUAGUAUCAGCUCCGGGUCCGGUUCUCUGAGGACCAGCCAGAAGAGAUCACUAUACGUCAGAGCCCUGUUUGACUAUGAUAAAACCAAGGACUCCGGCCUGCCCAGUCAGGGCCUGAACUUUAAAUUUGGUGACAUCUUGCACGUGGUGAACGCCUCCGAUGAUGAGUGGUGGCAGGCGAGGCAGGUCACCGCCGAGGGCGAGGUCGAGGAGAUGGGAGUCAUCCCCAGCAAAAGAAGAGUGGAGAAAAAAGAGAGGGCACGGUUAAAAACAGUCAAGUUCAACUCUAAAUCGCGAGAGAAAGGGCAGUCCCUCAAUGACAAGCGUAAAAAGAACCUCUUUUCCCGCAAGUUCCCUUUCUACAGGAACAAGGAGGCGAGCGAGCAGGAAACGAGCGAUGUGGACCAGCAUGUGACCUCUAAUGCCAGUGAUAGUGAAAGUAGUUACCGUGGCCAAGAGGAAUAUGUACUAUCCUACGAGCCCGUGUGCCAGCAAGAAGUCAACUACACUCGUCCGGUGAUCAUCCUGGGGCCCAUGAAGGACCGAGUUAACGAUGAUCUGAUCUCCGAGUUCCCCGACAAAUUUGGCUCCUGCGUUCCUCAUACGACGCGGCCGAAGCGCGACUACGAAGUGGACGGCCGCGAUUACCAUUUCGUGGUGUCUCGAGAGCAGAUGGAGCGAGACAUCCAGGAGCACAAGUUCAUCGAGGCGGGCCAGUACAACAACCACCUCUACGGCACCAGCGUGCAGUCCGUACGCGAAGUGGCCGAAAAAGGUAAACACUGCAUACUAGACGUAUCCGGCAACGCCAUCAAGAGACUACAAGUUGCUCAGCUCUAUCCCAUUGCCAUCUUCAUCAAACCAAAAUCAGUGGAGAAUAUCAUGGAGAUGAACAGGAGGCUGACAGACGAGCAGGGCAGAAAAACGUACGACAGGGCCAUGAAGCUGGAGCAGGAGUUUACCGAGCACUUCACAGCCAUUGUCCAGGGAGACACAUUGGAAGAAAUCUACGAUCAAGUCAAGCAAAUUAUCGAGGAGCAGUCUGGACCAUACAUAUGGGUACUAUCCAAGGAGAAGCUAUGAAGCGCUGCAAAGCAAAUCUAUUCUAGCUUUUCUGUUUUAUUUAUUAUUCUUUUUUUUCCCCCCUCUGUAUUUUUUUUUUUUUUUUUUCCCCUGUUGACAAUUUAAUCCCUGAUCCCGAUUCAGUCCGGCCCCAAUCUCAGUUCACAGAGACACUUCGGUAGGUGUCCCACAGGGCUGGAUGCGUCGUCCCCUUUCCGAUCUCAACUGCUUCUGCUUUACACACACGGGGGGGGGGGGGGAGAGAGGCAGGGGCGGGGGUGCAGGUGCGGUCACACCAAACCUAACAUCCGUUAGCAGGACUUUGGAAACGGUACAAUUCCUUAAUGUUUAAGGGAGGAUACUUUUAGCAGAAGAAGAGAUACGCGGACUGAGCUGGAUCCUUUCUUUUCCUUUUUCCUCACUGUGUAUGAUGUUGAUACAGAGGUUAAAUCUCAGGCAUCGGAAUCAUAAUAUAGCAGAAAGAUAAUUACAAAAGCAAAACUUUGCACGUUAUAGCUUUAAGAGCAUGUCGUCUUUGACCUUCCGUUUUCUCAUUUAUUUUUUCUUCCUUUCCUCCAUACUUCCAUGUUUCACAUUUAUCAUAGUUUGGUUUUUUUUCGUUACACUUUCUGUUCAUCAAUAUCCGGGAGCUUGUCUGUUUUUUUUUUUUUUUUUUUUUUCCUUCCCGACCACAAUGCAUUUGUACAGGAACGAUUCACGUGCGGUCAUCAUUGUCAAAACUCCCCCCCCUUCCCCCUCCCCCACAGCGUCUUACAUACAGAACAUCGAUGUUACUUUGAUUUUUCCAUGUAAGGAACUGCCAUUUUAAGAGAUGUCCGUGUACAUCUGUGGCUUAAAAUGCCAGCGCGUAGCCGAAAGAAAAUUUAUUGUACAAUGAAAUCUUAACAGAUAUUUAACCCUCCAUGAACUGCCUAUUUUGUUAUAAUAAAAGUCUAUAGUGUACUUUACUUAAGCACUAGUACUGCAGGAGUUAUUUUCUUUACAACGCGAGACGUAAAAAGGAAAGAGGAAUUUUUCAAAGACUUAUAAUAUGGAUAUAUAUAUAUAUUUUUCCCUUUUUUUUUUUCUUUUCGUUGGCCUUCUUCAUUUUCUUACACUGACGCAGGAAGUGAGGUGCGUCACUGUGAAGAGCGAACUCUCUCACACUGUCUUUACCUCCGUCCGAGCUCUGUAAACGUCUGCGCGGUGUGGUAGAGCCGAGG
This is a messenger RNA of Ictalurus punctatus (channel catfish), 5989 nucleotides long. RefSeq names its product discs large MAGUK scaffold protein 1b (gene dlg1b). Gene Ontology annotation, biological process: neurotransmitter receptor localization to postsynaptic specialization membrane; chemical synaptic transmission. Gene Ontology annotation, cellular component: neuromuscular junction; neuron projection; postsynaptic density membrane. Gene Ontology annotation, molecular function: kinase binding. The coding region runs from base 2259 to 4787 and encodes 842 amino acids. Lineage: Eukaryota; Metazoa; Chordata; Actinopteri; Siluriformes; Ictaluridae. The record is from RefSeq and is a predicted model, not a curated record. The transcript has 22 exons.